GUGGCAUGGUAGGUGAUGGCGAGAGGUACAUCUACGAUCUAUGGCCACAACUUGGGGUGAAGAUCUACGGCACACAAUUCGUACCUUACCAAGCCCUGGACAUAAUGCAUUGGGGUGGAGAGGACAUGGAAGAGUAAGGGCACGCAUAAAUUUAGGAAAAGAACCCACGAGUUUGGUUUGUUGGGUUGGUUGGUUGGUUGGUUGGUUGGUUGGUUGGUUGGAUAGUUGUUUUUGCUUGUUGCACACACACACUCACUCACAUACAAAUAACUCAAAUAUAACGACAAAAUAUAAUAAGCUAAGAAAAAGGGGAAAUAGAACAAGAGAAACUACCGGACAAAAGAGGGAAUCUUGCUGCGCGCUGCUGACACUGGGACAGGGUUUCAUGUGAGGGGAGGGGGAGUAGAAAGGAAGAAAAGAAAAGAGUAAUGAUCAAAAGGAACGAGAAAAACCAGGGACAACACAAGCAAUGUUAAGAAUUUGAAACUU
This is a messenger RNA of Aspergillus brunneoviolaceus CBS 621.78, 489 nucleotides long. RefSeq lists its product as uncharacterized. The record is from RefSeq and is a predicted model, not a curated record. The coding region runs from base 41 to 391 and encodes 116 amino acids. The transcript has a single exon. Lineage: Eukaryota; Fungi; Ascomycota; Eurotiomycetes; Eurotiales; Aspergillaceae.